Ochotona princeps (American pika) is the source of this 1423-nucleotide messenger RNA. It is a transcript of the gene PLA2G12B, whose product is annotated as phospholipase A2 group XIIB. Gene Ontology annotation, molecular function: calcium ion binding; A2-type glycerophospholipase activity. NCBI's taxonomy places the organism in Eukaryota, Metazoa, Chordata, Mammalia, Lagomorpha, Ochotonidae. The transcript has 4 exons. The record is from RefSeq and is a predicted model, not a curated record. Gene Ontology annotation, biological process: cholesterol homeostasis; phospholipid metabolic process; arachidonate secretion. The coding region runs from base 173 to 748 and encodes 191 amino acids. Gene Ontology annotation, cellular component: extracellular region.
UGGGCCCCGAUAAUCCCUGCCCCGGGCCGUCCCACAUCCGCCCGGUGGGCUGUGUCCCCCAACCCACACUUCUGGCGACACCUGCGGCGGCCGCCCUUCCCCACCGCCCCUGGACGAGGACGACGCCCAGGGCACUGGGCACUGGGCACCUACCCGACGACGCGGCGGCACGAUGAGGCUGGCCGCGGGCUGCUUGUUGCUGUGGCUCGGCCUGGGCGGAGGGCAGGUUCCUCCGGGCCCCGAGGAGGCCGCCGAGGAAUCCUAUUCGGACUGGGGCCUGCGGCACCUCCGGGGCGGCUUCGAGUCCGUCAACAGCUACUUCGACUCCUUUCUGGAGCUGCUGGGGGGGAAGAAUGGCAUCUGUCAGUACCGGUGCCGGUACGGAAAGGCACCGAUGCCCAGACCGGGCUACAAGCCUCAGGAGCCCAACGGCUGCAGCUCCCAUUUCCUGGGUCUCAAGAUGGACCUGGGCAUUCCAGCGAUGACCAAGUGCUGCAACCAGCUGGAUGUCUGCUAUGACACCUGUGGCGCCAACAAGUAUCGCUGUGACGCCAAAUUCCGCUGGUGCCUCCACUCCAUCUGCUCUGACCUCAAGCGCAGUCUGGGCUUCGUCUCCAAGGUGGAAGCAGCCUGUGACUCCCUGGCCGACACCGUGUUCAACACUGUGUGGACCCUGGGCUGCCGGCCCUUCAUGAACAGCCAGCGGGCAGCGUGCAUUUGUACCGAAGAGGAGAAAGAGGAGUUGUGAGGACCAGGCGGCCCCUUUCGGGGGUUCUCCGCUGUCAGCCAUGGAGCCGACAGCCUGGCAGGUGUGCCCUGGUAUCUUCCUGCCAUUUGGAUGCCACAAGACAAGAGACCGGAAGGGCUGUCGGAACGUCCUUUAGAGGGGAAAUUGACAAAAAAAGCUGUGAAGUGACUUGAAAGCUGUUCUCUAGUGCUGCUCUGCCUACCCCAGCUGCUCCUACCUGGAAACUUGCGGACUAAACCACUAGCUGCCCCUGCCGUUCCAGGACCUGAUGGGGAGUGAGGUUACCAAGUGGAAGGUUGGGGAGCCCAGCCAUUUGGAACGCAGUGACUUCCCUUGGGCCCUGGGGUCGCCAGUAAGCAUCUCACAUUCAAUAAAGUGUACUUUUCAGAACAUUUGGAAAGACAUGAAUGCAUUCCAUUAUCUCCAGAAUGUUUCCAUGUGACUUGGAAGAAAACAGAAGUCCACCUGGUAAUCCUGCUGCUGACCACAGCGGUGCUCACGAGGCCACAGACAAGCUGGUGCACAGGGCAGUCUUACCUGGGAAAGGCCACGGCCGUCGAGUCAGGUGGAACUAGAGCUCCGGAGUUCCUCCCGUGGGCAUUUCCAGCUCCAGAAUGGUGUUGGGGCUGCUGGUGGAGACUGCUAAGAAGCGCCCAGCAGCCCCCCUGGGCGAGA